Molecule: messenger RNA, 777 nt
Organism: Acanthosepion pharaonis
Lineage: Eukaryota; Metazoa; Mollusca; Cephalopoda; Sepiida; Sepiidae
Source: the annotation of a GenBank genome assembly
AUGCACAGUCUAUCUAUCUAUCUAUCUAUCUAUCUAUCUAUCUAUCUCUCUCUCUCUCUCUAUAUAUAUAUAUAUAUAUAUAGAGAGAGAGAGAGAGAGAGAGCUAUUUUUCACUUUUUGUUUUUAGAAAUCUUUUCUCCCUCUCGCCUUUCUUACUUUCCUUAUUUCCUCCUAUUUUUCUUUCUUUCUUCCUUCCCGUCACUUCUCCUUUCUUUCCUCCUUUCUUUCUCCAGUCUAUUUUCUUUCUGUUCAGCCCUCUAUUUGUCUCCCUCAAAACUCUUUCAUUCAUUCAUUCAUUUCCCUACUUCCUUCCUAAUCUAUUUGAUUCUUUCCUUUCUUUUUUUUAUUUUACAUUCCUUAUCCCAUCACUUUUUUUCGAUUUCUAUUUUUCUCUCCCUUCGGAAUUCUUUUAUUAUUUCUUCCUUUUUUUGCUGCACCCACUUACUUUCCGACUAUUUUUCUACUUUUUCUUUUUAUGAACGCCGGCCUUACACGCCCUUUCUUUCUCUUUCCUGCUUCGAUAUUCUACGCGUGACAUCGUCAGACUCCUGUGUAUGUGGAGAAAUCUAUCUUCACUCUAAACCUUUUCUAUCUCUAAAUCUAUCUAUCUAUCUAUCUAUCUAUCUAUCUAUCUAUCUAUCUAUCUAUCUAUCUAUCUAUAUCUCAUUCAACUCUAAAUUCUCUUCUUUCUUCAUCAUAAUUUUUAUUUUCUCCUCCCCCACUCCACUGCUUUUAUUUCCCUUUAUUUCACACUUAUGCUCUCUUUCACCCCUAUAA